UCGCACCCCCACAUCUAAACCAAUCUCACCAUCCCCCCCCCACUGCACUCCCGCCUGCCUGCCCGCCCGCCUGUCCUGCACUCGGUGAGCACCAGGACAGAUCACAAACCGAGCAUGCAAACCGUCGUGAACAAUGACAGCCGCCCACUGUCAGCGCCCGUGCAGGCACCCGGGAUGCAGUCUCCCAAGCAGGACUCGCUCCACUACGCGGGGGACACGGGGGCCAAGGCGGCGCCGGACUCGGCGCAAGGGAACGCGUCUGCCCUCGGGAGCAAUUUUCUCCUGCACGGAGGAGACCUCGGCGAGGGCUCCACCGCCUUCAGCGCGGCCACAUUUCGCCUGCUGGCCGGCGUCGUCGGCACCAUCGGAGUGGCCGGCUUCCUCAACAACCUCCUGCUCGUGGCGCUGUUCGUGGGCUUCAAGCGCCUGCAGACGCCCACCAACCUCCUGCUGGUGAACAUCAGCCUGAGCGACCUCCUGGUGUCCGUCUUCGGCAACACGCUCACGCUGGUGUCGUGCGUGCGCAGGCGGUGGGUGUGGGGCAAUGGGGGCUGCGUGUGGGACGGAUUCAGCAACAGCCUCUUCGGCAUCGUGUCCAUCUCCACGCUCACGGCGCUGUCGUACGAGCGCUACGCGCGACUCAUCAAGGCGCAGGUGCUGGACUUCAGCUGGGCGUGGAGAGCGGUGACGUACACGUGGCUCUACUCGGCCGCGUGGACGGGAGCUCCCCUGCUGGGAUGGAGCCGCUACGUGCUGGAGAAGCACGGCCUCGGCUGCUCCAUCGACUGGGCCUCGAGCAACCCUCCCGACGCCGCCUUCGUGCUGUUCUUCUUCCUGGGCUGCCUGGCCGCGCCGCUGCUCGUCAUGGGCUUCUGCUUCGGGCGCAUAGCACUCGCCAUCACCCAGUUCCGCUACCUGCACGUGGCGCAGGUCCACACGGCCGGCCGCAUGGCGCAGACGCUGCGCGGUGAGUCCCGCGCGGCCCGCCUGGCGCUGCUCGUGGUCGCCACCUUCCUGCUGUGCUGGAUGCCGUACGCGGUGCUGGCCCUACUCACGGCGGCGGGUAACGGUGACCUCAUCAACCCGGCCACCAGCGUCAUCCCAUCGUUCUUCGCAAAGUCCAGCAUCGCCUACAACCCCAUCCUCUACGUGUUCCUCAAUAAGCGGUUCCGCAGGUGUCUCCAGGCCCUGGUGCUGCCCAAGCGCAAGCCGCGGCGCCGCACCUCCUCGCUCGCCGAACACAACGCGCGGUGGGGCUUUCCUCUCGGCCACCACAUGGGCAACAGCAGCGCCGCCGCCGCCUCUGCACAAAGCGUCGGUGGCGACAGGCCCAGGAAGCGGGUCACCUUCAGCUCCUCGUCCGUUGUCUUCAUCAUCUUUCCCGACGACGCCGUGCAGAGGAGGGCCGAGGACGGCGCGGAAUCGGAGAGAUUCUGAUUGAAAACUAAAACUUUUUUAUUAUAUUUUACCAGGU
Molecule: messenger RNA, 1474 nt
Organism: Petromyzon marinus (sea lamprey)
Lineage: Eukaryota; Metazoa; Chordata; Hyperoartia; Petromyzontiformes; Petromyzontidae
Product: opsin-3-like
Biological process (GO): visual perception; G protein-coupled receptor signaling pathway
Cellular component (GO): membrane
Molecular function (GO): G protein-coupled receptor activity
Source: RefSeq, a predicted model, not a curated record